Molecule: messenger RNA, 2397 nt
Organism: Drosophila kikkawai
Lineage: Eukaryota; Metazoa; Arthropoda; Insecta; Diptera; Drosophilidae
Gene: stai
Product: stathmin
Biological process (GO): neuron projection development; regulation of microtubule polymerization or depolymerization; microtubule depolymerization
Cellular component (GO): cytoplasm; neuron projection
Molecular function (GO): tubulin binding
Source: RefSeq, a predicted model, not a curated record
UUCGCUCGAUAUUAGUCGUUACAAAAGCUAGCCAGAAAAAAUAUUGAUCGGAGUAUCCAGUAUCCCAGUUUUCUGUUUGUGUUUUUUUUGUAUUUAUUUGGAUCCACUCCCAGUACGCGGUUGUAGAGCAAAAUGGCUUCCAAUUUGGCGGCGAUGCAUCGAAAGUGCCUAAGCUGCUUGGCCGAGGGAGACCUGGGUCGCCGAUACGAGUGCGUUUUGUGCGGAUCGGAGGUCAUUUAUUGCGGCCGUUGCUUCGACGAGGGCCGCAACAGACCGACGGACGGCCACAAAUACUAUCAUCCCAUGAAGGCCAUUUACAAUCAGGCCCAUUUCGAGCUGUUCUUCAGCGGGGAAACUCUGGUGAAUGGCGAAGCUCCGCAGAGCUAUAAGUGUCCUUUCUGCGAUGAGAUGGGCUUCACCGGCGAGGAGUUGCAAGUACAUGUGGCAAUGAAGCAUGGCGAUCAUGCGGAUGGCCAAGCCCUGCUUGCCAUUCUGCUGGCCAUGAACCGGUCAGAGUCAGCAGGCAAGAAAUUCACGGGGGAAAGCAAUGUGGCCACUGAAAUUCGCUGCCAGGAGAAGUCUCGAGGAGGCCUUAGCUAUGAGGUCAUCCUGGCCGAGCCGGCACCCAAUGUGGCCGUGCCUAAGCGUCCGGUCACCCCCGGCAAGAACGUCAGCGUGGAGGAGAUUGAGCAAAAGCUAAAGGCCGCCGAAGAGCGUCGCAUUUCUCUGGAGGCCAAGAAAAUGGCCGAUAUAUCCAGUAAGCUGGCCAAGGUUGAGGAGGCCACUCGCAAAAAGGAUGAAAUCACUAAUGAGUUCAUCACUCAGACCAAGGAGCAGCUGGAGUCCAAAAUGGAGCAGCAUGUGGAGAAGAGAGAAGCCAUUAUUAGCGAUAUGAAGGAAAAACUAAAGAUCCAUGCCCAGGAGAUAGAGAAGACGCGUGAGACUUUAGAGCAGCAGAAGGCCAAUGAGCAAAAGGCCAUCGAGGAGAAGUUAAAAAUUGCCCAGUCGCUGCGCGAUGAGAAUAUCAAGAAAAUGUUGGAUCGUCUAAAGGAGCAUAACACAAUCAAAAUUGCCGAAAUCAAAUCGCAGAACGAUCAAUUGGAAUGUCAAAAGCUCGAGGAGAAGGCACGCCUCUAUGAGAACAAAUUGUUCGCCGCCGAACUGAAGCGUGAACAGGAAUUACAGAAAAAAAUUGAUAAAGUUCAAAAACUAGAGCGUCGCGCCGAGUUGGUGCGCCAGAACAAGGCUCAGGCCCAGGAUAUGGACGGCCAGCAGAGCCCCAUUGCCUCCUCCGGUUAGAGUGCAAGAUGCCAUGCACCGCGAGCUAUGCAGAGCAUGGAUCGACAUUACUACUAAUGCAAAUAAAAGCAACUACGACAGAAACAACAGCAACAACAACAACCACACUGCAUACACAGGCAUAUUUCUCAAACAAAAACAAAAAAAAAACUUAAAAAGAACAAACAACAUUUAAGCAGAAACCAAUAAGCUUCAAAAAAAAUUUCAAGUAUUAUAAAAAAAAAGAGAAAUGGAAAGGCGACGAGUGGAAAGGCUCAAGACUCCGAAAAGCGUGCAGGGAGUCACGAACAUCAAAAGGAAAAGCAACAAAAACUAUUGCAUACGGCAAAUUAAUGCAAAAUACAUUUAUUAAAGGAAAUUUACACUAAACAGAAAAAAAAAAGCCUGGUGAAAAAAUCAAGCGCAGGCCAUUUAAUUUUUAAUUCGCUUUAAAUUUACCGGUUUUUUGUUUUCUUUUUUUAAAGUUACGAACUUUAUAGCUUUUACUUUGUUUUACAUUUUGAAAUUUGCAGUUCCUUUUUGCUUUAUUGAUCGUUGCUAUUAUAAAUGUAUUUUGAAAUAAUUUGCUCGAAACCCCAACAGCCAUGUGUACUUGAAAUGUAAUUGCCUCUUUAAAUUGUAGUUGCAUUGCUUUUGCAAGAAAAUCAUUUUCAAUGGAUCUUUCUUUUUUAUAAAGUAUAUGUAUAAUUUAAUUUAUUAAUUUUCACAAAAUAAAAAGAAUAACAAUCAAAAAACGCAAACGUAACGUAUAUAUUUUUUAUGUGUUCGCAUUUUGUAUCUACACAUAAAUGCAUAAGUGUCAAGCUGAGGAAAUACAUAAGGAAUGCUUAUAUAAAAUUAAAUAAAAACGGGAAAAUUGAAAAAAAGAUACUACACAAAAGGCAUUUUUGUUUUAUUUACAAAAAGCAUUAACAAUUAGGCAUUAAUAUUAAUAAACAAACAAAACACGAUACAAUAAAAAAUACUUACAAACAUAUUUCGUAUAUGUAAAAAUAUAUGAAAAUGCAUAUUUUGUCUAACGUCAAGUAUUUAGAAAAAGGCGAGGCGAGGCGAGGAUUUUUGGCCUCGGUAUUAUGGGUUAAUUCAAAAUUAGUGGGG